AGGCUCUCUUAACUAGUGAUUCAAGUCACUUGCUAUUUAAACGAGUCAUGCAAUGAAUUAGGAAGCACAUCACUAAUUCUCCACAACGAAAGGAAACCAUACGAGAACAACCCGGACCUCCUUUUUCUGGUUGAAGAGUGAAGCGAAAAUGGUGAAGAUCUGUUGCAUUGGUGCUGGAUAUGUCGGGGGUCCUACGAUGGCAGUUAUCGCGCUCAAGUGCCCAUCUCUUGAAGUUGUUGUUGUGGAUCUUAAUCAGAAAAGGAUUGAUGCUUGGAACAGUGACACACUUCCAAUUUAUGAGCCAGGCCUUGAUGAUGUGGUCAAGAAGUGUCGAGGCAAGAACCUCUUCUUCAGCACCAAGGUGGAUGAGAGUGUAAUGGAAGCUGAUAUUGUGUUUGUCUCUGUCAACACCCCAACCAAAACAACUGGUCUUGGAGCAGGCAAAGCAGCAGAUUUGACUUACUGGGAGAGUGCUGCUCGAAUGAUUGCUCGUGUAUCAAAGUCCAGCAAAAUUGUUGUUGAGAAAUCAACCGUCCCAGUGAAAACAGCUGAGGCAAUAGAAAAGAUUUUGACUCACAACAACAAAUCAGAAAUCCAAUUCCAAAUUCUCUCAAACCCAGAAUUUCUUGCUGAGGGAACUGCAAUUGAAGACCUAUUCCAACCAGAUCGUGUCCUCAUUGGUGGUAGGGAGACCCUUGAAGGCCAAAAGGCUAUCCAAGCACUGAAGGAUGUAUAUGCUCAGUGGGUGCCUGAGGACAAAAUCCUAACCACCAACCUUUGGUCUGCAGAACUCUCUAAACUUGCUGCAAACGCAUUCUUGGCCCAAAGAAUUUCAUCUGUCAAUGCCAUGUCUGCUCUUUGUGAAGCUACAGGGGCCAAUGUCGCGCAAGUGUCAUUUGCCGUUGGUAAGGAUAGUAGGAUAGGACCAAAGUUUCUGAAUGGUAGUGUUGGUUUUGGUGGAUCUUGCUUCCAGAAGGAUAUCCUGAAUCUAGUGUACAUAUGCGAAUGCAAUGGUCUUCCAGAGGUGGCAGAGUACUGGAAACAAGUAAUUAAGAUCAACGAUUAUCAGAAGAGUCGUUUUGUGAACCGUAUUGUUGCCUCCAUGUUUAACACCGUGUCCAAGAAAAAGAUUGCCGUUCUUGGGUUUGCCUUUAAGAAAGAUACUGGUGACACUAGGGAGACCCCUGCGAUUGAUGUGUGCCAGGGUUUGUUGGGUGAUAACGCCGAUCUCAGCAUAUAUGACCCGCAGGUUACUGAGGAGCAGAUCAAGAUGGAUCUCACAUCGAAGAAGUUUGAUUGGGACCAUCCUCUUCACCUACGUCCAAUGAGUGAUACCACCACCCUUGAGAAGGUUCAUGUGGUCAAGGAUGCCUAUGAGGCAGCAAAAGAUUCCCAUGGUGUUUGCAUUCUGACCGAAUGGGAUGAGUUUAAGACACUUGAUUACCAGAAAAUAUAUGAAGGUAUGCAGAAACCAGCAUUCAUAUUUGAUGGACGGAACGUGAUUGAUGCAGGUAAAUUGCGUGAGAUUGGUUUCAUUGUUUAUGCAAUUGGUAAGCCUCUGGAUGCAUGGCUGAAUGACAUGCCUGCUGUGGCAUAA
Messenger RNA from Argentina anserina (silverweed cinquefoil), 1597 nucleotides. RefSeq names its product UDP-glucose 6-dehydrogenase 1-like. The record is from RefSeq and is a predicted model, not a curated record. Lineage: Eukaryota; Viridiplantae; Streptophyta; Magnoliopsida; Rosales; Rosaceae. The coding region runs from base 149 to 1597 and encodes 482 amino acids. Gene Ontology annotation, molecular function: UDP-glucose 6-dehydrogenase activity; NAD binding. The transcript has 2 exons. Gene Ontology annotation, biological process: glycosaminoglycan biosynthetic process. Gene Ontology annotation, cellular component: nucleus.